UGAGGUUCACGUCAAUAAUUGGAAACGCAAAUUAAAUAAAUCACUUAUAUAUAAAGAGGUUCAAUUCUGGUUAUACUAUUAUUAUUGUUUAAGGAGGCAAGUGGCUUAAAUAUGAAGCUGCCUAUUAUACUUUGUGCAGCCGUUCUAUCAUUGGGCACAGCAAAUGCCGUGAGUAACAUGUGCUAUUGUCCCCCGACGAGGAACGUAUGCGGCAGUGACUUUAAAAACUAUGCCGGUGAAUGCAACCUUAAGUGCGCCAGUAGUUUAAGUGGAAAAAAUAUCUAUAUGAUAUACGACGGCCCCUGCGAAGACCUCCUCAAUAACAAUAACCCGCCGAUCCCUCCUUACGAUCCGAACAAUCCGUACAACCCGUACUAUCCGUACCCGUACAACCCCUACAAUAAUUACCCGUACAACCCCUACAAUAAUUACCCGUACUACAAUCCGUACAAUCCGUACAAUCCCUACAAUCCGUACGACCCUUACCUGUUUGGUAGCGCCGGACCAAAGUCCAAGGAAGGCGAAUAAUUACUUGGCAGAAUAAAUACAUAUUUACAAUGAAAA
Messenger RNA from Colias croceus (clouded yellow), 564 nucleotides. RefSeq lists its product as uncharacterized. Lineage: Eukaryota; Metazoa; Arthropoda; Insecta; Lepidoptera; Pieridae. The record is from RefSeq and is a predicted model, not a curated record. The coding region runs from base 112 to 528 and encodes 138 amino acids. The transcript is spliced from 2 exons. Gene Ontology annotation, molecular function: protein binding.